GUGUCUCUGUGCCUCCGCGCGGAUGGGCUCAGCUUUAUCCAGGGCUGUAAUCCCCCCUGCUCCGGUAAUUAAAAACUCCGCAUUACAAGGAAAACGGUGUGCAGGGAAAUGUAAUCAAGUCUGGAGGGGCUUAACCAUCUGGUAAAGGUUAGGACCGGCACGGCGGGGGCCGCGGCCGGGGGAUCUGGCAGCCGCUGCGAUUCGGGCUCCUCUUAAUCUACCGCGGGGACGAGCGCAGCAUCUGCGGGGUAAUACCGGUGCCCCGGGCAGCGAUCGGUAUCGCCGGAGCUCCCACCGCCGUUAACGGGACGUCCCCGGGGCUAACCCGCUCCCCAGGUGCGUUCGGCUCCGGUAGAUCGAUUCUGGUGUGGCACCCGGGUCCGGAUUGCAUCCCCUCCGCGGGGUCAGCAGGGAAAGGGUUAAGCGGCCGCCGGUGGUCGCGGUUCGUCCCCCCCAGCCCCGGGAAGGGCCCUCCCCCGCCGCCUCCGGGAGCCCGAAACUCUUCGAAAGUGCAAGGGGCGAGCAAAGGCGAGGGGCGAGCAAAGGCGAGGGGCAACGCGGCGGCGCGAGUGGGUCCCCGCGUCCCCAGGAGGGCUGCGGGGCCAUGGGGGCCGGGGCAGGCUCCAGGCGGGAGCAGCUCUUCCUCCGCUCUCUACUCUUCCUCCUGCUGACCGGGUCCCCGGCACCGCGCCUGGCGAGCGGGCAGCUGCGCUACGCCGUGCCGGAGGAGCUGGAGCACGGAGCCUUCGUGGCCAACCUGGGCGAGGACCUGGGGCUCGACGUGUCCACCCUGUCAGCGCGGCGGUUCCGCAUCGUGUCACGGGCCGGGGCCAGGCAGCACCUGGAGGUGAACCUGGAGAACGGGAUCCUUUUCGUGAACGAGCGGAUUGACCGGGAGGAGGUGUGCGAGGCCGGGGGGACCUGCUUGCUCCACCUUCAGCUCCUUGUCGAGAGCCCACUGGAGCUCUACCGCGUCGAGGUGGAGGUGCUGGACAUCAACGACCACGCACCCACCUUCCCCUGGCAAGAGUAUGUGCUGGAGGUGGCUGAGUCCGCCGUGCUCGGCGCCCGCUUCCCACUGGAGAGUGCCCAGGAUCCUGACGUGGGCACCAACUCAGUGCAUACCUACCGCCUCAGCCCCAACAGUUUCUUUUCGCUCGAGGUUCAGACGCGCAGUGACACCAGCAAGUUUGCGGAGCUGGUGCUGGAACGUGCCCUUGACCGCGAGCAGCAACGCACACACCGGGUGCUGCUCACUGCUCUUGAUGGCGGUGUCCCUGAACGCUCGGGCACAGCUCACAUCCUCGUCAUGGUGCUGGAUGCGAAUGACAACGUGCCUGUCUUUGACCAGCCCUCGUACAGUGUGAGCCUUCCUGAGGAUGCCCCUCCUGGCACCCUGGUCAUCCAGCUCAAUGCCACUGACCUGGACGAGGGCCCCAAUGGGGAGAUAGAGUACUCCUUCAGUGGGCACGCACCGCCCCGCGUCCGGGAGCUCUUCCACGUAGAGCCCCGGAGUGGGCAGGUGCUGCUGAAGGGCCCUGUGGACUACGAGCGGGCAAGCCUCCAUGAGCUCUAUGUACAAGCCAAAGACCGUGGACCCUCAGCUGUGGCUGUGCACUGCCGGGUGCUCGUGCACCUCCUUGACGUGAACGACAAUGCGCCAGAGGUGACCCUCACCUCUGUGUCCACACCCGUGCUGGAGGAUGCCCCACCAGGCACUGUCAUUGCUGUCAUCAGCGUUCUGGACCGGGACUCUGGGGAUAACGGGCGUGUGAGCUGCGAGGUCAGCCCCGAUGUACCCUUCGAGCUCCGCUCUUCCUUCCGCAACUACUACACACUGGUCACCACACAGGCGCUGGACCGGGAGGUUGUGCCUGAGUACAACAUAAGCAUCACAGCACGGGACAUGGGGUCCCCCACCCUGCUGACCCUCAGCACCCUUACUGUCCCAGUGUCUGAUGUCAACGACAAUGCCCCACGCUUCCUCCAGCCCUCCUACAGCGUCUAUGUGAUGGAGAACAACGCACCAGGUGCCUCCAUCUGCUCCGUCAGCGCGUUGGACCCUGACUGCCAACAAAACGCUUACCUAUCCUACUCCAUUGCUGACGGGCACAUCCAUGGCAUGCCUGUGGGCACCUAUGUGUCCAUCAACUCGGACAGCGGGCACAUGUAUGCCCUGCGAUCCCUCGACUAUGAGCAGAUCCGCAGCUUCCAGAUUCAGGUGCAAGCACAGGAUGCGGGUUUCCCCCCACUCAGCGCCAACGUCACUGUCCACAUCUUUGUGCUGGACCAGAAUGACAACGCCCCAGUCAUCGUUUCCCCCAUGCCACACAAUGGCUCUGUGGCCACUGAGUUAGUGCCACGAUCAGCUGGGCCUGGCUACCUUGUGGGCACAGUGUCGGCAGUGGAUGCAGACACGGGGCUGAACUCUCGCCUCUCCUACCAGCUCCUCCAGGCCACUGACUUCACCCUCUUCAGUGUAGCACCUGACACGGGUGAGCUGCGCACCCUUCGCUCCUUUCUGGAGCAAGACGCAACCCGGCAGCGGCUGGUGGUGCAGGUGCGUGACGGUGGGCAGCCAGCCCUCUCAGCCACUGUGUCCCUCCUGCUUUCAGUGGUGGAGACCAUGCCUCAGACUCUCUCCGACUUCAGCGAGUUCAGCCUCUCCCCAGAGGACUCCUCAUCCUCCCCACUCACUGUCUACCUCCUUGUCUCCCUGGGCUCUAUCUCCUUCACUUUUCUCCUCGCCAUCCUCAUCCUCACAGCUAUUCGGUGCCGUGGAGAGCGGCGCUUGUGCCGAGGUGAUGGCUGCUCACCACCCCGCUGCCACUGCUGCCCUGGCUCCAGACCCUCCUCUGAGAGCCUGAAGACAUCCAACCUGACAGCGCAGCCCCUCACGGGGACCAUGGCUGCCACCUGCCUCGAUGUGCCCGGGGGUGGUCCCCCGGGCUACUGCUACAAGGUCUGCCUUGGUCCUGAGUCUGCCCAGAGUGACUUCAUGUUCCUCAAACCCUGCAGCCCCCCCUGGAACAACGAGAAAGACUCGGGGAAGCAGUCCCGGCCAAGCCAGCAUCUCCAGGUCUCCAAGCAGAUCAAGCAGCCCAACAUGGACUGGCUGCCUCCAAGCACGCAGCGACCUGCCCUGAAAAGCUCCCAGAGCCUGGAGGACGUGGGGGAAAUCCGCAGAGCUCUCCAGAAGGAGCAUGAGAGGCUGUGCACGCUGGUGACCCCUGUCUCUGAGUUUCAGAAGGCUUCGGCAGGCACCAACAGCAUCUGGACACCCCAGUACAGCCCCUUGUACCCAGGUCACAUCCCAGCCUUGGAUUAUCAGCACAAUGUCUACAUCCCCGGCACCCCUACUCUGCUUUCCAGCAAAGACGGGUCCCUCUUCCUGGGCAGGGAGAACAAGAACAGCUUCUCCACCUUUGGCAAGAGGAAGAAGAUGACAGCUUACUGUGACAUGCAUGACAGUGUGGUUAUCAACAACGACCUGAAAUAGUGACCAGUGCUAGGCCUGGAUGGCUCUGCCCAAAGCCCUGGGAAUCACCUGCAUAUUUCAGCUGCGGGGUCCACUUGCAACACACAACUCCAUGCACAGACCCCUCAGGACUUCAUGGGGCUGCUGGGAUAGUGGUUCACCAGAGUGUGGGGAAAGGAUUUAAGGAGCAAGGGACUGAAAAGUGAUAAGGGUGGGCAGGAGGAGGGGGGAUGGGCAUUUCUCCCAUUUCAUUCCACAGAGCUGUGUUGGCAGCAGGUGCUGUUUGGGUCCAUAUGACCAGAUUUAAGCAAAUCUGUCUUGAGUUUACUCAUUCCCACGUCCCUUUAGGGACCAUCCAUCUCUGUAAACAUUGUCACUUAUUUGUCUUGUCUGGCUGUGUGAAUGUACUGAGCUGCAUGCCUGUAUUUCUGUCCCAGUAGGCAUGGAAAAUGUAUGCAGACAAAGCCUGGUUCAGUUAAGCCUGAUCCUACGUACUGGGGCAGGGAUCUCUGUCCCUGAGAUCCAGUGGGAUGUGUUGCAUGUCUGGAGCAGCCAUUAUUGUCUUCUCUGGGGAGCAAGUGCAAAACCCAGCCAUUAUGGGUUCUUCCCUUCAAACCCUGACCCAACACUUGCAAGGCUGGAGACCCAAAGGCCGGGACACAGCCAGUCUUUUCUCCAGGAGCAGCGUGGGCUGGAGCACACACAGAUGGGCUGGCCAGAAGAGCUGUUAGCUUAAGCAGCUGAGAGAUGCACAAGGUGAGGCCCUGCUGGGUAACUCUUUAGCCCAAAGCAACAUCAUCUGAUCAAAAGACAGUUUCCAGCCAUAGGAGGGCCCCCAGCACAGGUGACCAUCCUCUUCCUUCCUCCCCCUGCCCUCACCUCUGUUUUUGCCAGGUCCUGAACACCUGGGAACCCCAGCACUGGGGGCCCCACCUGUAUAGGACAGACAUCUCCCACUGUGCCCUGCUUCUCUUUGAGGACUUUUAGCUGGCUGUCAGGAGCCUUCAAGGGCAGGAUUCCAGCCCCAGAACAGUCUCUCCCCUUCCCUGCUCACCCUACACCUGUCCACCUGGUCUGUCUGCCACAACUGCCAAUCGCUCCUGUCACGGGACAGUUCAUUUCCAAUCCAUCUGUGCAGAACAUGACAGAUCUCUCUAAAACAGGUUUGUUUCACAAUGUCUGAUUUGUACCAAUAAAUUGUAUUUUAAUAGCUCA
Molecule: messenger RNA, 4693 nt
Organism: Athene cunicularia (burrowing owl)
Lineage: Eukaryota; Metazoa; Chordata; Aves; Strigiformes; Strigidae
Product: protocadherin beta-16-like
Exons: 4
Coding region: 605-3499 (964 amino acids)
Biological process (GO): homophilic cell-cell adhesion
Cellular component (GO): plasma membrane
Molecular function (GO): calcium ion binding
Source: RefSeq, a predicted model, not a curated record